Molecule: messenger RNA, 2685 nt
Organism: Branchiostoma floridae (Florida lancelet)
Lineage: Eukaryota; Metazoa; Chordata; Leptocardii; Amphioxiformes; Branchiostomatidae
Product: calcium channel flower homolog
Exons: 5
Coding region: 192-680 (162 amino acids)
Biological process (GO): vesicle-mediated transport
Cellular component (GO): membrane
Source: RefSeq, a predicted model, not a curated record
AUGUUAUCUUCCACAGGGGUAAAGGUCACCAGGGCGGCCACGUAGGAUGAGUCAGAAUCUCAUGAAAACACGCCAAGAAAAGGGCUCGUAUUACGUCUUAAAGGUACAUCUGGAACAUAUUGACACCAGGGGGUCUUAAAGGAACAUUUCAACGAUCUAAGGAGACCGGAGUCGCCGGGAAAGCCUUGAAGAUGAACCAAAACAAAGACGCCGGGAAGGACGAGGUGGCCUGGUGGUUCAAGAUUCUAGGAAGAUGUGUCGGCGCGAUAGCUUCGUUAGUGUGUAUGGGGAUGGGUAUUUGGGCGUGCAUCACUGUCCAUCCCAUCUGUAUUGUAGCAGGAGUCCUCAUGGUAUGUCUAGGAUUUCUGACAAUGGUCUUAGAAGCUCCGCUCUGCUGCCAGUUCUUUGACGGGCUUGACAGACUAGCGAACUGGAUCGGAAACCUCAAGUAUAUCUACAAGGCUAUACUGUACUGUGUGUUGUCCAUAUUUCCCAUGAUGCUCUGCUUCGAGCUGACCACCGUGUUUGGUUCCGGCCUGAUCUUCGUGACAGGUGCCAUAUAUGGAGUCAUGGCGCUGGGCAAGAAAGGAGGGCAGGCCAAGCGACCGGACGAUGUUGAGAUGAACCAGAGACUGACGGAGUCGGAGGAACCGGUCGCCACCACGCCGGAGGGGACAUAACGAUGAUCCUGCUGCUAGUGUGUGUUCAAGAACUUUAUUGUGUGUUUUCCAAAGAGAUCUCUUCAUAUUGCUUAAUAAUGACCCUACAGAAUUGCUUCAACCACAAACUUUUAAGUGUUAAAACUACUGUGAAAGUCUCCUUUCCCCCUACAAUUGUGAAAUUUAUGUUCUGGCCUCCUUCGCAGACUUCCAGCAGUGUAUGUUGAACUUCAAGAUACUUUUAUUUUUGCAUUUUUUAUUGAGGCCUCUCCACACUACUUAAUCUUGACCCCAUGAUAUGUAACACAAAUCUAGUACAGAAUUGUUUCAACUGGAGCUUAAAACACUUAAGAGCUUCCUUUCACCUACUAACAUUUAAAAUUUAAUCCAUGCCAAAGAAGUGAAUUUGACGACUGGAAAGUUUAAAUGUAGAGAAGAAAAAGUUACUUUCUAGCCUCCCUUUACAGACUUCUAGCAGUACUAGCUUUUAUUUGUUUGGGGGGAAGCCUUGAUCCCCAAUUUUAAACAUGGGCUAAAGUUCUCUAAUGCCCGGAGAGGGAUUAGCCGCGCUGGCUAAAAUUCUGCUAUAUUUUUUCUAGCCAGCGCGGAAACUCCCUAUCCCAUUAUUAGAGAACCUUAGCCCGUGUUGAAAAAUCGCAAAUAAGUGCUUCCUCCCAAAAAAUGAAAGCCUGCGCUGCUUCAAUUGUGUGAAGGAGGCUUAGGUGUAAAGACUUAGUCGUAGUUGGAAUGCUUAAAUAAAUUUUGGCCGUUUAUGUGCCAUUCAUGGUAACCACUAGCCUCUCCAAGUGAGGAAUUUACACACUUUUGUGACAUUUGUAACUUUGAAAACUUCCAAAAGAUUGCAUAUAUAUAUCAGGUGAGACCAAGAAAGAUAUUGGGGGUGAAACUUGCCAAAAUUGUACUAGAUUGAUACUAGUAAGUGUAACAACAUGUACAUUUCGUAUGCAAAGAUAGAGCUGAACAAAUGUAGAACAUAAAAAAAGUUCAUAGAGAAUUUCCCAAGUACUGCAAGUUUAUUCGGGUUACAACUAUUCCAUGUUUGUCUCAAAGGUACGGGAGUGGUUUGCAAAUAGAGAAGAGAUUCUUUGUAAAGAGUUAAGACUUUGCUCCAACACAAAUAUCAAGUUUCAGACUGUCCAACUGCAGUCGUCCUCCUAAUUCAAGCAACCUACAAUGUAGAUCAAUGUUAUCUGUACAUUUCAUUUGGAAUUUCGCCAGUCUUAUUCAGUUUUCAUAAUGUCGCACACUUUGACUUUAUACUCAAAACUAUGUGUACUGUUCUGAUUGCUGUUUAUAUCUUAAAACUUAUAUGCUGUUUAUAUCUUACAAUAUAUUCCAUUUGGUUCAUUGUCGUUGUGACCACAAUAAUUAUUAUACAUGUGUAUUACAUGGAGUAAACAUAUAAUUCUGCAGUAUCAAAAUUACAUUUCAUUGUUGAUACAUGAAUGUUCAUGUCUUAAUCUAGAUAACUGGGUUCUUACAUGUAACUUGACUAUUCAUUAGUGGUUUGUUACUUUGUAUAAACGUUUAACACACAGCCAGUAUAUAGGAAUUCUGUUAUACAGAAAACAGAACAUUAAUACAUGAAUAGAUGCAUGUUCACAGAAAGCAGUUUUAUACAAGUUUGUUGGCUGUGCUUUCCACUUAAGGUAAAGGUUCUGCAUUAUAACUGCAUUGCAUCUGUGCUUUGAAGUUACAAACGUUAAUAGUUCUUUCUCUUUCAAAGGGCAGGUGUUAUGGUGAAUUGAGGUUCUUUACAGUUAUUGAUAGUUGCAAUAUUGUUGAUAUGUUUGUUAACUGAACUUCUGGAAUGAUUGAUAAGUGAUAGAUAAUGUAUUUACAUGUUUGGCUUUUGGUGACUUUAGUGCAAUAACUUGUAAAUUGAUAUGAUUUACUGUGGAGUGUGACCUCUCUACUACUUCAUGGGUAGUGUGAAAUACAUGUUUGGAGACAAAGUGUUAUGUAUAUAAUGAAUUUAGAAAUAUAUAGUGUUUACAUAUAUUUA